AUGGCAGCUGUCUUAGGACAUUACAACUUCUGGAACAUAACAAGCGAGCAAGCUUUACAAGAAGCUUGGCUUCGUCUAGAAAAUGUCAAGCCUCUAUCGGCCACUAGUUCUGUUCUCUCGAUAGUCAUGACGCCGACAAUAGUGCUUGGCAAUUUGCUGGUCUUGUUAGCAGUUUGGAAAGAUCCGCUUAAGAAACUUCGCUCAUCACCAUCCAACUUCAUUUUGGUCUCCAUGGCUCUCGCUGAUCUGUCAGUCGGCUUGGUGGUUUGUCCAAUCACUGCGUAUUGGGGCUGGGUAAUAUUUGACAAAAACACCUCGCCUUUUGGUCUUUCCGUUAUUUUUGCCAUCAACGUUUUCUCUGUGAAUGUGAGCUUCGGCCACAUCUUCCUGCUGACAGUGGAUAGACUUUUCGCCGUGGUAACUCCGCUUGAGUAUCGUUUUAAAAUAACGAAUAAACGAGUACUCGUCGCGUGUUGUGUUUGCUGGAUGUACUUCGUGGCGUUCGGGUGUUCAUUUCUGAUGUUUCGGGACUAUUUUGCCAUAAUGGUAACAAUCUACAACGUACAGCUUUUAUCCAUUCUCUUAAGCAUUCUUAUAAUGUACGCAGUUAUGAUGUUCCAUUUCCAUAGGUACUCAAAAACAAGAGAAAAAGAACAGCGGCAUUCAAUAGACAGUCGUCUGAUGAUCCUCAAAAGAGAAAGAAAUCUCUUCAAAGCGAUCGCCAUCGUCAUCUGUGCAUUUCUUAUUUGCUACAUGCCCUGGUUUAUAGUUCAGCUAUUGAUAUAUUUGUGCAAACCAUGCCACCCUCACUUGGCUCUGCUUAUGGUUUUCUUUGGAUUUUCUGGCACUUUAACGUGUGCAAACUCCUUCUUGAACCCGAUACUUUAUUCAUGGCGACUUCCAAAAUUUAGAGAAACAUUCAAGUACUUUUGGAGAAACCGAAAUUUUGGAAGAUUGCAAGUCUCUGGCACAGCCGGAAAAACCUGCAAAGCUUCUUUGUGAUAGCUUAGUCAGGUGUGACUAUCUUGGACAAUUUACAGUUUAAACACUCAGGGUUGUUUCGUACAACGGAAACGUAGACGGUUUUAUCCCUAGUCGGACCAAUACAUAGGGUCUUGAAAAAGAUGACCACGAACAAUUGCUACGUAGAAAUGGCGGUCUUGUCUCCACUAGAGGAUUAAGAGUAGUGUCUCUUAAUCAGUGGUCUGUUCGUAUUACACUGACACUUCAAUUAAAUCAUUUUUUUAGGCUUUUCUGGAAGAUCUGUCAAUAAAUUGUGGAACAACUUGUUUUUGAAGAUACGCUAAACAACUAACAACUAACUUUAUGUUACGUUCACGACUUGUUAAAUUAGAAACAUGGAUGAGAGUUCGUAGCCGCAUUGAAGUCCCAAGAUAUAACUGCAGGCUAUUUCUUGAAGGAAAAGGGAAAGUUUUUAGGAGGAAAGAAUAAGACAUCGUAUAAUGUAAAAUACAAGCUUAAUUGACACCGCUUAAGUCGUUUUCGUUCCAUGUGGAACGAUGCAUAUUUUUUUCCAGGACCCGUUUGGCUUUCAGGUUAGGCUGGUAGAUCUUUCAGCAGGUACUUCAUUUUGGAAAUUCUGACCAAUUUUGACAACUGCCAAUUUCGGUUUGCACCUUGUUCUCUUUGCAGAUUCAAUUUGUCUCUUUCGUAGAAAGUUAGCCAGCCACAAUUCUUUGCGAACGAAAGACGAUAAAGAAGGUUAAAAAAACUGGCAAAAGAAAGUUAAAGGGAAAUGAUAAGAGAGCAAGAAAGAAAGAUCGAAAUAGAUUCCUAGAAACGUCCACAUUUUGGCUUAUGUGCAAGCCUCAAAACAAAAAAAGGAGCUUAAUCACACACAAUUUACAGGGAAAUAGGCUCUUCGUAUUGUAGUGUUGACUCUUAGCCACUGGCAGAAAACCACUCCAAAAAGGAGAAUUUAGUAAAAAAUGAGGUUUCGUUCGCUACUCGCUGGCGGUCGUCGAAGGGUUAAUUUAUGCAAUAUUAAAUAAAAGAUUUAGAGGUAACAUAUCCACCAAGUGGUUCUUCGGCUACCUGAUUCCUGGUCGAAUUGGAAUCUGGAAGUUUUGUUUCUUAAGGAGUGGGGAAAACCGGAGUACCCCGGGAAAAAUCUCUCGAAGUCAAGGGGAGAACCAACAAGAAACAAACUCAACCCACAUAUUGCGUCGACGCCGGGAUUUUGAACCCGGAGCCACAUUGGUGGGAGACGAUUGCUCUCCGAGCCCCGACACUGCAACGCCCUUGCUUCACAAUCUUCAGGGGGGGGGGAAUCUAUUAGUUCCCUAAAUGCAUUGAAAACAAUGUUUGGUCUUUGGGUGCCUCUGAGUUUUUAAAAUAACAACAUAACAUUAUUAAAAUAUUAUUGAUAAAAUAUCGCGCACUUAAUUUUUUCCUUACCAUAUCUUCCAUUUAUCUGCAUAGCCGAGGCUAGAUUUUGCCUUUUUCCUUGGACGAAAAUCCUCGUCCUCCCUCUCCACUUUGGACCACAUAUUGUGGAGUAAAACGUAGUUCUGGGAGAACUGUUUACUUAAUUAAUCCAAGAAAAUAGGUCCAGAAGAGUCAAGAACCUAUGCACGCGGCUGGACAGCGAACGUUAGAAAAAUUCGAACUUGAAAACUGUUUACGGACGGUCGCGCGAUCGCCUUUUGCUUUCUGGUCAAAACUAACGCGGCGGACCCUCCCUCCGCAUUGACUGACCAAGAAGCAAUAGUACCUUUCCUCUCAUAGCAAGUGCUGUAUUGUCGAGCGGAGGCGAUCGCUAAGCUUGAAUACGUACAUGGCGUUGUAAUCCUGCCCGUUUGCGGUUCAUAGCGGAGCGUAAAGGUUAAGUGUUUGUUAAUGAGCGAGCGAUUAUCGUGCGGUUGCGAUGGGUUUUGUGAAGCCAGCGAGCAAGAAGCCGGAGUACACGUUACUUGCAGACAAGCCGAUGGCAGUUUGGAGCAGAAUCGUCUGUUGUUCUCAAUUUUAUAGCGCGUCGCGUGGAGAUGGUCCGUUUUUUUGUAGCCAGCCUUUAAUUCUUCUCUACUGGAUAGUACCUACGAUUGCAAAAUUCGACAAAAUGCCACUUAAACCGGCCAGGAAAGACCAAGAGACGUUCAGUUGAAGGUAUGUUUGUCUUGUUUUGUUAUAUUUUGGUUUCUGGACUAUUUUAGUUCAUGAGAGAUUCGCCGACUCAUCCCAUUUUGUCCACGUUAUUGACACACACUACGUCUGGGCCGCCUGUGAUCAAACGGGCCAACACUAAAUCGGAAGAAGACAUCAACUGCGAAUCCAAGGGAAUCUGUCUUUAAAUUCGCUCAUCCUUCGCUCUACGUAAGUAAAGUGAAGUCUGCUUUUUCUAAAGUACUCGUGAGCUUUUUUUUGUUUUCGGAGAAAGGCGUUUAGGAGACGAAAAUCAGUUUCGUGAAUGGAGUCUCGGAAGGGACGUCGCGGGCGACCGGCAGCAGGACGUUCUCAAGAGUCUUUGGAGAUAGAGAAGCUUAGCCGAUCGAUCUGGUAUGGUCCUAGGAGUUGUGUGUGGCUUACGAAAAGAAUACACCACACUUGGAAAGUGGUAAAAGGCAUGAGUUUGUUCAACUCUGAUUCGAUUUAUGACCCCAACCUAUAGUGAUACCGAAAAGCACGCAACACGCCGCUCGAUCUUCGCACUUGAAAUUUUCCUUGUAUCUUUGCUGUAUGAUCGUAUAUGUUUAAGAAUUGAUGUUUUUAAAAUAAAUUAUUGCUUGAGUAUUCUGUUCAUAAUCUGGUAUCUUUAUGUUUUCUACUCGAUAACUUUUGUUUUGCCGAACACUGACCCGACGAACGGCGAAUGAAUUUGUUCAUUUGCUAAUAAGCAAUUGAAAGUUUUGCUCAUUUCAGGAUAACCUUUAUACUCAUAUGCUGUUUUUGUUUUUACCGGUCAAGGGCUAUUGGCAGGUACUUCUGGGUUUAUAUAGGGCGGACAGAGAGAUCAGUAAUAAAAGAUGGCUGCUUUGUUAGCAGGGGUACGUAAAUGACCUCGUAAAAAUACACGUAGGUAAAUGUUUGUUUCAAGGCAGAACGGGGCUGUAAACCUUAUUCUUAUGGGCUGCAACAUAUCUGAGGAAUAGGAAAGGAUAAAUAUAAAUUAUGGGGAUAUAUAAAAUCAAACCAAAUGUCCGGAAAUACUCCCGCGUCGCGAACAAUGAAGUUGAAUUAUUUAAAUUUCUUUGCGUGCAUUUAACUCGCUUCCGAUUUGUUUAAAACAAAUCAGCUACUGUCAGAACUCACACGUGCGCAGUAUCGUGAACGUGUCCCUUUAAAAGAGACACUGUCCUGAUUAUGCGUACGCGUGCAGUCAUCUGUUUUCUCUUAAAAAGCCAGUAGAACUGUCAAAUUGAAGAGACAAUAUUUCCUCGCGAAACUACAUCGCCUAUGGAAAUCCGUUGUUUACCUAUUUCAAGUAGUAUUUUAGACUUGACAUCCUUACAGAAGAUCAAAAUUUGUUACUUCUGCAGUAAUGAGAUAGUGUUCCUUUAAGGGACCACAAUUUCUAAGACUUCAUUGGUCAAUCUUUUGGCCCAAGAAGAGGUAGAAAAAGCCUGAGGUCAAUUUGUUGUGAGACAGAUAUUUCGCAGUCUUACUUCGUGUACCAGACACAAAUGACGUAAAACACUCCUUAGUGUCUGGUACAGAAAGUAAAUGCUUUAUUUCGCUCUUUCAACAUCUCCAUUUUCUUUAAUAACUGCUAGGUUUUUGGUCAACGUGUAUGGAGAGCCGCCCAUACCGGUUCGACUGCAAUUUUGUAGCUCAAAAAAAAAACGUUUGCAGCUGUAUUAGGCAGAGCAAUUGAAAUAUUGAUCCUUAAAUAAAUGAUCGAAAUCUAAAGCUGAAACACUGAAGUGUUGUUGAAAAAAACGAAAUUCUCUUGAAGUAAGAAAAUAAAAUAAAAAAGUUUAACAUUAUUGUCUUAUUGCUUGUCGUUUUCUUAUCCAAAGCGAUGGAACGCUUUUAUGGGAAAGUUAUAUUUUGCCUUAUAUUAUCACCGGCUUUAUCAUUAUUACGUAGGACAGUCGCCGAAAAGAAAUUUAAUCAAACUGUUUGUUUCUUAAUGUUUUGGAGUAAAUUUGCACACGUAACUGGCGAAUUUUGCUGGGAUAUAACUUUUUUCAAUUACAAAAGCUCUUUCCAUGCCGAAAUCUUAUUUAAGGGUUUUUAGACUGUAGAGGUAUCAUUAGUUAAUAGCUGUUAAACCAAAGAAGCGUCUUACAAUUUGUACAACCAAUAUACUUAGUUGUUGUACACGGCUCAAUGACGUUUUCUGUUGUUUUCUAGAGAUGCCGAUUUUAUAGCCAAGUGCCAGAACAUUCAUCAAAUAUGUGUAAUAUUUAAUUAAAAACGUAUUUUCUGAAAAUAUUGAAGAAUCAUGUAAGACAGAAUCUCUCAUGCCCAGUCUAAAUUUGUUAGUGUAAGCAGAAGCUAAAGAGAUAAAUUAUCGCCUUAAAUAAUCGUCAAUCGGUCAAAGUUCGAACCAUUAAACACGCAAUGAUAUGUUAACUGACACUUUGUAACAUGUAAUGAUUGAUUGAUCAGGACUGGUCUAAUACAACAAAGAAGUCGCAGAGUUCUAAGAUAUAUAACAGUUUACACGGCCAAAGGAGUGCACAAUAAACCGCGAUUCGUUUGAACAAGGUUGAACGGAACUCUACGGCUGGAUCGUUUGAAAUGGCAGCUAUCUAUGGACAUUACAACUUCUGGAAUGUAACAAGCGAGCAGGCUUUACAAGAAACUUGGCUUCAUACCGAAAAUGUCAAGCCUCUGUGGGCCGCUGGUUCUGUGCUCUCGAUAGUCAUGGCGCCCAUAAUAGUGCUUGGCAAUUUGCUGGUGUUGUUAGCGGUUUGGAAAGACCCUCUUAAGAAACUUCGCUCAUCACCAUCCAACUUCAUUUUGGUCUCCAUGGCUCUCGCUGAUCUGUCAGUCGGCUUGGUGGUUUGUCCAAUCACCGCGUAUUGGGGCUGGGUACGAUUUGAGAAAAAAACAGCGCCUUUUGGUCUUUCCGUUAUUUUUGCCAUCAACGUUUUCUCUGUGAAUGUGAGCUUCGGUCACAUGUUGCUGUUGGCAGUGGAUAGACUUUUCGCCGUGGUAACUCCGCUCGAGUAUCGUUUGAAAAUAACGAAUAAACGAGUACUCGUCGGUUGUUGUGUUUGCUGGAUGUACUUCGUGGCGUUCGGGUGUUCAUUUCUGAUGCUUGGGGACUAUUUUGCCAUAAUGGUAACAAUCUACAACGUACAGCUUUUAUCCAUUCUCUUGAGCAUUCUUAUAAUGUACGCAGUUAUGAUGUUCCAUUUCCAUAGAUAUUCAAAAACAAUAGAAAAAGAACAGCGGCAUUCAAUAGACAGUCGUCUGAUGAUACUCAAAAGAGAAAGAAACGUCUUUAAAGCGAUCACCAUCGUCAUCUGUGCAUUUCUUAUUUGCUACAUGCCCUGGUUUAUAGUUCAGCUAUUGAAAUAUUUGUGCAAACCAUGCCACCCUCAUUUGGCAUUGCUUAUAAUAUUGUUUAGAUUUUCAACCAGUUUAACGCACGCAAACUCCUUCUUGAACCCGAUACUUUAUUCAUGGCGGCUUCCAAAAUUUAAAGAAACAUUGAAGUACUUUUGGAAAAACCGAAAUUUUGGAAGAUGGCACUGA
This is a messenger RNA of Porites evermanni, 6666 nucleotides long. The record is from the annotation of a GenBank genome assembly. Lineage: Eukaryota; Metazoa; Cnidaria; Anthozoa; Scleractinia; Poritidae.